Messenger RNA from Neolamprologus brichardi, 1090 nucleotides. Lineage: Eukaryota; Metazoa; Chordata; Actinopteri; Cichliformes; Cichlidae. The record is from RefSeq and is a predicted model, not a curated record.
AUGAAAAACUUACCAGCAGGUGGCAACAGAGCAUUUGUCACCUUGCUGGGCCUAGAUGUUUCAGUUUUUGUGGUAGUGCUAAAUAAACUGGGGCUAGUGUAUCGUUUAGCUUUGACCGAAGGAGAUGAGGGUCCUUUCCAGAGCUCUAUAACUGUGACUAAACUUGGAGAUAAUGUGACUCUGACAUGUAAAAUCCCUAACGAUGAUGUUGGGUUGUCUUACUGGUAUAAGCUGAAUUUUGGAAACAUGAUUGAAACAAUUGCCUCAGGAAGUUUUGACAAAAUAUCACUAAAGGGAAAAUUUACCAACUCAAGAUUCAAUGCCACAAAAGUGGGUGAUAUGUAUUCUCUUACCAUAACAAAUGCAAGCAAAGAAGAUGAAGCGACAUACUUAUGCCAAGGAGGAACGGCAUACAUAAUAGAAUUUUUUAAUAGCACGCUUUUGGUCGUGGAUGAUACAAAAACGCUGCAGAAAUCUGUCACCGUGAAACAAACUUCAGACGUGGAGUCUGUACAUUUGGGAGAUACGAUGACUCUGCAGUGUUCGCUCCUCUCUGAGAACAAAGAUGACACAGAUCAGUGUCCAGAUGAAGACAAAGUGCACUGGGCAAAAGGUGCAUCAGACGUCCAUCCAGGCGUCAUUUACCACGGCAGUCUCAGAAAUAAAGAGGACGGGAGAUGUGACUACAGUCUGUCCAAAACUGUAACAAACUCAUCUGAUGCUGGGACGUACUACUGUGCUGUGGUGACAUGUGGACAGAUCCUGUUUAGUGAAGGAACUGUGGUUGAGAUAGGACAAAAGUGGGACCCAGUUGUCAUUGUGCUCGGCAUGCUGCUGGCUCUCUGUGUGAUUGUGAUCGCAGUUCUUAUUUUAUCCCGACACUAAAGGUUUUUCUUGCUUUGCUUUCUUAAAUUUAGAACAUCCAUGAUUUUUGGAACCAGAAUAUCAAAGAAAACAUUGUAGACAACAAAUUUUAAUCCAAGGGCCGUUGUAUUGAAUUAAUAAAACGGAUUAUGAAAUUAUUCCUUUUUAUACUCAUAUUGGCUUCAUUAAUGAAAACAUAUAAAAGGCCCAUGUCAUAGCAUAAUAC